Molecule: messenger RNA, 2553 nt
Organism: Serpula lacrymans var. lacrymans S7.9
Lineage: Eukaryota; Fungi; Basidiomycota; Agaricomycetes; Boletales; Serpulaceae
Exons: 3
Coding region: 1-2553 (850 amino acids)
Molecular function (GO): protein binding
Source: RefSeq, a predicted model, not a curated record
AUGUAUUUGGAUGUCGAGGAAAUCGAAAAGUCCUUAUUAACUGGACAAUGGAGUCCUAAACUUGACGGGUUACUUGAAACGUUCCCGAUAGCAAAAUUUGCGAAGGAUGUGGAUCACGAGAAGGAGUUAAUGCGACUGAUCCUGGCGGUAGGCUGCCUACAUGCGUUCAUCCAGGUCAACUGGACCGGCCCCGACAUCAACUUGAAACUCUCAGAAGUCAUCGUUCCCUCCACAGAUUCCACAGAAACAUUAAGUGAGGAAACACUGAACAUGAAAGCCAUUUCAGAACUCGCUUAUGGUGGUGAGCCUGUCUACCACCUUGCGCGUUACGCGACUUUCCUCCGAGUUGCCCAAUUGCUUCUCGAUCUUCCUUUCAGUUGCUGUAAAUCUGGACCCUGGUGGCGAUUGCGAUUGUCGAUUACGCAUGAGCAGCUCCUGGACGAAGCAGUGCCCCUACCCGCCAUUGACCUAUCCUCUCUCGAACCCUUUCUUGCUUCUGAUCGCGAUCUCGCCGGUCGGCUGCUACUAGAGGAAGGUUUACAACAGCAUUUACUGUGUAACGACAAAAGGGCAGCAGAACUAUUCGUACAAGCUGCCAAAGCCACGGGAUUACAGUAUGAGUUAACUGGAGCACUCGGAAAACGAACAAAAUUUCAACAAACGGAACUUAGUCAAUUGGUUCUUUUAGCUGAGAGCCGAGCACGAGAUGCAGAGGAACGCAAUGAUACAGUUAACGGAUCGCACGCGGUUUCGGGAUCAGAGGCUGUCGCACCACAAGUGCCAGCAACGCUAGCUUUAAAUGACGAUACUUUACUGGAACAAACUGAAUUCACUUCCUCCACGCCUUCUGCACCGAGCUCGCAUCUCAGUCACAUCGACCCUUCUUCCCAGCCUGCUUUACACCUCAUCGACCAAUGCAUUCUCCUAUCUCUUUGUCUAAACGUAAGGAACACGUCUCCCUCGCACGGGCUAACAAGCGAACAAAUGUCACCUUACGUUGCGCGUGUCAUCUUACACCCUAAGAACUGGUCAGUUCAUACCAUGGCCUUACUCCUCCGGUCACGUCUUGAGUCAUCUCGUACACGGACAGUUGAGAGGUCCACACUUCAGCUGCAGGCGCUCGUAGAUCAAAUGCCGACCGCCGAUUCCACUUUAUCGGAAAGGUUACUCUAUUUCCAUUCAAUACCACUGCCAAGCAAGUGGGAGAUGGAGCGUGAGUUAGCCUCACGGUUUAUGUCCCUUGGUGUGGUCAAGUCGGCCCUAGAGAUCUUUGAGCGGCUGGAGAUGUGGGAGGAAGUAGUGAAAUGCUGGCAAUCCAUGGAAAGGCAGGAUAAAGGAAUCGAGAUUGUUCGUGAUUUGCUCGAAGGCCGGAAGGAGGAGUCAGAGCUCGUCACAUCACGAAGUAAAGCGGCAGCCAGUCUCCGCCGUGGUGCCAUUGAUAGUGCCAGGGAAGCUAAACUAUGGUGUCUCUUAGGAGAUCUUGAGCCAGAUAAUGCCCCUGAGCAUUACAAGCACGCUUGGGCACUGUCAAAGGAAACGUCGGGGCGUGCUAUGAGAUCACUAGGAGGAUACCAUUUUGCGCGGGGGAACUUUCCCGAGGCCAUUCAAUGUCUCCACCGCGCAGUAGCAAUCAACCCCUUGCUUUCACGUUCCUGGUUUAUACUUGGCUGUGCCUACAUACGAGAAAAAAAUUGGGAAGGAGCUAGAGAUGCAUUUAGCAGAUGUGUUUCCAUUGACGAUGAGGACGGAGAAAGCUGGAAUAAUUUGGCAAGCAUGUAUCUCCGCCUGGACAACAGCGAACAGAAGCCCACGGAUGAUAGUGAUGUGAACCCUGAAGAAGGACCGAAGUCGAUUUCAUUUUCCAAUAAGAUUCUCGCUUUUCGCGCCCUGAAACAGGGAUUAAAGUAUAGCUACGAAAAUUGGCGCAUGUGGUCCAAUUACAUGAUCGUCGCUAUGGACGUGGGCGAAUUAUCUGAGGCAUGCCGUGCCCAGGCACGUAUAGUCGAGGAAAGAAGUGCAAAGGUUGGUGCGGAGUGCGUGGACGAAGAAGUCUUAGAGCGCUUAGUGGAUGCCGUGACGAGGGCACCUGCUGACCCAGACGAGGCGGUAGAGGGCGAUGGGAAGGCAAGUCACGCUCUUAGAAACCCCAACGAAGGUCACGGGCUCCUCAAGAGAGUCCUUGACCUCUUGGAGCGGACCGUCCUUCCCCGGAUAUCUUCCACUCGUAUCUUCCGCGCCUAUGCCCGCCUCCUCACUUGGCAAUCUCGAUGGGAAGAUGCACUGCGAGCCUAUCUUGAUGGUUAUCGGUGCAGCACGGCCGGAACCUUUGAGAAGAGUGCCACAGAUGCAGAGCAGUGGCGCGAAGCCGUAAGUGAAGUGGAAGACAUGGUAGACAUUUUGAGAAACUUUGGGCCGCGUGUUGGGCGGUUCAAUUGGCGGUUGCAGGGGCGUAGCAUCGUGCGAACAUUCAUGGGGCGCACGAAAGACUUUGAAGAUGAGCCAGACUGGACACGUUUGACCGAUCUGCAAAACGAAUUGCGUACCGAAGAUUAA